AUGGCUAUAGAUUACGCGGACUCUACAUCAACACCUGAAAAACUUACUUUGUUGGUCUUUAUCGCUGCUAUUGUCAUUGGCAAUCUCUGCGUUUAUAUCACUUAUUUGGUACGCGCGGAUGGCAAACAUUGGUCAAAUAUGUUUGUAUUAGGUAUGGCAUUUAUUGAUCUGUUUAUCGGUGGUUUUGUUCUUCCAAUGCGUUUCAUAAGUGCAUACGGAAAUCCUUUAACCGAUAAACUUUGUGCUGCACUAGCUGUCGGUGAAUCUUGUGCAAUCGCUGCUGUUAUCUAUACCAUUGCAUUUAUGAUUUACACUCGCUUAUACAAUUUAAAACAUCCAACAACGUAUAUUCAUCGGCGUUUCCUCGUUCUAUUACUAUUGGUAUCCUGGUUGGGUUUCUUUCUUUUUUAUGGAAUUCCGUUUAUAACAAAUUAUUCAAGUUAUCUGAUAAUAUUGGUAUCGACAACAUCGAAUGCCACAUCGUAUUGUACGACGUAUACAACAUCAAUUUACCAUCCCUUAUGGAUGGCUUAUACAGAAAUUGGAGCUAUUUAUGGUUUACCAUUAUUAGCGAUUGUCAUUGGAUUAAUUCUUUUGACGAAAGAAUUAUGUAAACGUCGACCGAGAAAACUCGAAGCACCAGAAAGGAAAAUGUACAACAAUGAACGAAAAAUGACUUGGCAUGUUUUCUUAAUCGGUGUGACAUUCUUGUGCCUUUGGUUUCCUUGGAUCAUAGUUCGGAUUGUGAUUAUCUUUUACAAUACGCAUAUAAUUCAAAGUACAUUACAAAUUACUUAUUAUAUUUUGAUUAUCAAAUGUGUCCUCUUUCCUCUUCUCUAUGCAUCGACAAAUGCAUCAUUCCGAGGAUCAUUCGCUAUUUAUCGUCAUCAAAGAAUUGUCCUGAACAAUCGUGUCUGGGCGGUACAUAAUCCCAAUCGACAAUUAACACAAUAUCACCGUGGAUAUUAA
Messenger RNA from Adineta ricciae, 969 nucleotides. Lineage: Eukaryota; Metazoa; Rotifera; Eurotatoria; Adinetida; Adinetidae. The record is from the annotation of a GenBank genome assembly.